Messenger RNA from Sesamum indicum (sesame), 953 nucleotides. RefSeq lists its product as uncharacterized. The record is from RefSeq and is a predicted model, not a curated record. NCBI's taxonomy places the organism in Eukaryota, Viridiplantae, Streptophyta, Magnoliopsida, Lamiales, Pedaliaceae.
AGAGUGGUGUGAGGAGUUGAAAAUGACAAAGGGGUGGAGAGAGUCAACCGACGUAGAGUGGGUGGAAUUGAGUAAUUGUUGAAAGCAGCCUUUGCUUCUCUUGUAAAUCAAGGCCCUCGCCUUGAAUUCACACAGAUUGAUUACCCUUUUUCUGUUUCUUCUUCUUCAAUCUCAAACUGUGAGCGGAAAGCUUGAAAUUUUUUUCCCAAGUUAAUCAGCUCCCACUUCUCCAUCAUACGAGGUCCACUAAAGUGACUGUGGAGGGGACGAUUUCUACAUCAUAAAUAACCUUGGAAGGAGUACCCAUGGAUGCUAUGGUCGAGGAGGGAGAGGGUAGAAAUGCUCUUGAACUGGUCAGAUCAGUAUCAGAUAAGCAUCUUGAUCUUUUGAGACCAGCAGCUCGAAACUAUUCCGUGUCUAAAGGAAAGUAUACUCUGAUUAGAGACGAAGAAGACUCACAACUCGGCUUAUACGACAAACCUCUUCCUUGCUUUGGUUGCGGUAUAGGAUGGUUCUCAUUUCUGUUAGGUUUCUUGUUCCCACUUAUGUGGUAUUAUGCUACAAUCUUGUACUUUGGGAAUUACUACCGCAGGGAUCCUAGGGAACGAGCUGGACUUGCUGCUUCUGCAAUUGCUGCUAUGGGGUUCUCUGUUAUAUUGUUAAUCGUAGUCAUGAUUCUGCUUUUCUAGCUCUGAUCUUACUACUUCCAUGGGCUUCCACGAUAUUUACAAGCAUCCAUAUAGAGUUGUUGACUUUACAUACACAUGUUGAUAUGAAUCUUUCAUUGAGAAAGCAAAAAGUGUUUUCUAAGAAAAUUAGGUUUGUUAAUUCACCUGUAUAUGGGACAAAACCACUGUUCCAUUUUAGUUGUUGUCUUUACAGAAGCAGCCACUGCAAUGUUCAUUUGACAGACAAAUCAAGAGCUCAUUUGACCCUCAGCUGUUUAAAACAAA